AUGAGCUGGAAGGAACAGAAGGUGUGUGCGCGAUGGCGUGUGCGCCAGUCCAGAACCGUGCAGGGCAGCUGCCAGGCUAACAUCGCUUGGUCUUUUAUCCACCAACGCUCCCCUGAUGAGAACAAUGACGAUAUUAGCAGAGAUAACGAUUACUGUGCAUCACGCGGGUCAGGGGGCUUCGAUUUCAACCGCAGCCCAUCGGAAAGCAGCGAAGAUUCAUCAUCUUCGUCGAUCAUUAGCAUAAACAACUCGUCCAGGCCAAUGUUGGACGUGUUCAUUGAGCGGUUUGUGGACGCUUUUAGCCCGGAAGUGGAUGUCAAGUCGGGUCAGGCGGGAGCAUUGCGACGCGCAGCGGAAAUUCGCAUGUUUUCUCCGCUUCUGAUGGAUGCAUUUGAAGUGGUCUCAGCAACUUUCUUCGGUCGGUCCAUUCAGGACCCGCGAAUUGAGAAGUCAGGCACUCUGCUGUAUGGACGUGUCCUGCGCAAUCUACAAAAUGCCUUGUUUGACCCGGAACGGAGCAAGGCUGAAUCCACUCUGGCCACGGUCAUCCUCUUGAUGGCCUUUGAGGUAACUCUCUUGCUUUCUAGUGUACGGUUUCAAUUACUUAACCAUCGUUUUUAA
Aspergillus oryzae RIB40 is the source of this 621-nucleotide messenger RNA. RefSeq lists its product as uncharacterized. The record is from RefSeq and is a predicted model, not a curated record. NCBI's taxonomy places the organism in Eukaryota, Fungi, Ascomycota, Eurotiomycetes, Eurotiales, Aspergillaceae.